AUGAAUCCACAAACAUCGAGAGAACAGUUCGAUGCUUUGAUCGAUCUACUUGCCACGGACAGUGGAGAGCAUGAAAAUCAGGAUAAAGACACGAAUGCCGUGCUCAGAAACCCCGACGGGAAGCUUGACUUCGCUAAAAUUCGAUCAUUUUUCACUCAUCGAGGUGUCGAUGAGACCGCAGAUGAUCAACCGCUCGAACGCGGGCCUUCUACGGCGUCGGGAUUUCCCAAGAUCGUACCAGACAACCUAAGCCCCGAACGCGCGCUUUCAAGGUCUAUUGAAUCAAGUGUAAGGCUCUAUAACUUCCACUUUCUGGGGACUUCAUCUCACCCGUGGGGAAAGACUGCAUCCGUUCCAGCACUAUCAUCGUCCUUGCAUACAUACGAUCCAUUUGAUAACCCGAACGUGAAAGAUGAUCGAGCGCACAGCGAAGAAGCCACGUCGCGCGACAAAGUUGAGCAUAUCGACAAGCAAGAACGCCUUCUUCCACAAGACACCAACUCUGAGCGUCUGGAUAGAUCGUCUCGCGACGCUCUGGUGACAAAGCUGGAGGGAGCACUUGCGCUCUCCAAGGGCGAAAUUGCCGCCCUGCGUAAUCAAGUGGAUGACCUUCACGCGAUGAUCUCAGAGCUCUUUGGAAGAGACGCUGUUUCCGACUAUCGUGCGAGACACGUUCAUAAGGAUCCACCUGAAACCAGGGAGCAGAUUCGCAGGAGCAAGGAUCUUGGACAUCAUGUUCCCUUAAAUUAUCAUGAUGCUCUCGCGGAACCUCACGCCAGCGCUGCACGUUCUGAGCAACUAGAUGUGCUUCCUCUACAAAAAAUACUUUCGAAGCACCCUGGAACCACACCCGCGCGUCUUCGCGAUGAAAGCCCAUCCCACGAACAAUCUGGCUUCAGGAUCGUACCUGUAUCAGAUCCCGGUGACGCGCAGCGCGCUAUCGACUUUGUAGCUCGUGUGGAUGAUAUUGUGUGGCGGAGAUCCCUAUAUCCGACUGCCCGCGGAGUGCCACACGCGCCAAUACUUUCGGAGAGUAAUUUGGACGCUCUUCUUAAGCGAAUCAUGUUAUGGGAGGGCAUUGCCCGGGGCCCUUCCUCCUGA
Molecule: messenger RNA, 1101 nt
Organism: Heterobasidion irregulare TC 32-1
Lineage: Eukaryota; Fungi; Basidiomycota; Agaricomycetes; Russulales; Bondarzewiaceae
Exons: 4
Coding region: 1-1101 (366 amino acids)
Source: RefSeq, a predicted model, not a curated record